ACAAGCCCUUUUUGGACCAAAGGUUGCCAUUUCAAUGUUUGAAAAGAUGCAAGCACAUGAAAUCCUAAGGAACCUGCGGCUUCCAGAAUUUGAUGACUUCAGCCAGUUUUUCAGAAGUUUGCCUGCUACCACCUUGGUAGGCAUUGGUGCCUUUGCAGCUGUUGUUGCAUACUGGCUGGCUAGCCGGCCAAAAGCAGUGAAACCCCCAUGUGACCUCCUGGUGCAAUCGGAAGAAGUUGAGGGGUGGGAUGGUGCUCGAAGAUCUGUUAUAGGUGACACCUCACAAUUGUUGACGCACUAUUAUGACGAUGCAAGGACCAUGUAUGAGGUUUUUAGAAGGGGUUUCAAUAUAUCUGAGAAUGGUCCCUGCUUAGGAUUCAGGAAACCCAAACAGCCUUACCAGUGGUUGUCCUACAAAGAGGUUGCUGAAAGAGCAGAAGCAUUGGGCUCGGGUUUACUCCAACAGGGCUGUAAACCAUCACCGAGUCAGUUUAUUGGUGUCUUUGCACAGAAUCGGCCAGAAUGGAUCAUUUCUGAGCUGGCUUGCUAUACCUAUUCCAUGGUUGUGGUUCCGCUGUAUGAUACUUUAGGCCCUGGAGCCAUUCGUUAUAUUAUCAACACAGCUGAUAUCUCAAUGGUACUUUGCGAUAAGCCUGAAAAAGCCAAAGUUCUAUUAGAGCAUGUAGAGAAAAAAGAAACCCCAGGCUUGAAAUACAUUAUUUUGAUGGACCCUUUUGAGAAGGAUAUCAAAGAAAGAGGACAAAGAUGUGGAGUUCGUAUCCAGUCUAUGCAAGAAGUAGAGGAUUGUGGUCGAGAAUGUCAACAAGUUCCUGUACCUCCCCAACCAGAAGAUCUAUCAAUUGUCUGUUUUACCAGUGGCACUACAGGUAACCCAAAAGGUGCUAUGCUGACGCAUGGGAAUGUGGUAGCUGAUUUUUCAGGCUUUUUGAAAGUAACAGAGAAAGUGAUCUUUCCGAGACAGGACGAUGUGCUCAUCUCCUUCCUGCCUUUGGCUCACAUGUUUGAAAGAGUGAUACAGUCUGUAGUAUAUUGCCAUGGUGGAAGAAUUGGAUUUUUCCAAGGGGACAUUCGUCUCUUGUCUGAUGAUAUGAAAGCUCUGCGUCCAACUAUCUUUCCAGUUGUACCAAGACUACUAAACAGGAUGUAUGACAAGAUCUUUAGCCAAGCAGACACCCCACUGAAACGCUGGCUCCUGGAAUUUGCUGCCAAGCGUAAAAAGGCAGAAGUUCAAAGUGGGAUCAUUAGAAAUGACAGUCUGUGGGAUAAACUGUUCUUUAACAAAAUACAGGCAAGCCUUGGUGGUUGUGUGAGGAUGAUUGUAACAGGAGCAGCUCCUGCUUCUCCCACUGUUCUAGGCUUCCUUCGAGCAGCCCUUGGAUGUCAGGUUUACGAAGGUUAUGGUCAAACAGAAUGCACAGCUGGUUGUACCUUCACUACUCCAGGAGAUUGGACAUCAGGUCAUGUAGGAGCACCUUUGCCCUGUAAUUUAAUCAAGCUAGUGGAUGUUGAAGAACUGAAUUAUUUUUCUUCCAAAGGAGAAGGAGAGAUCUGUGUGAAAGGUCCAAAUGUUUUCAAGGGCUACCUGAAAGACAGAGAAAGAACAGCUGAAGCAUUAGAUAAGGAUGGAUGGCUUCAUACAGGGGAUGUUGGAAAAUGGUUGCCUAACGGUACACUUAAAAUCAUUGAUCGGAAAAAACAUAUAUUUAAACUGGCUCAGGGAGAAUACAUUGCUCCAGAAAAAAUUGAGAAUAUCUAUAUUCGUAGUGAACCUGUGGCCCAGAUAUAUGUACAUGGAGAUAGCUUACAGGCCUUCCUGGUGGGAAUUGUGGUACCUGAUGCUGAAGUCAUGCCAGGCUGGGCCAAGAAAAAGGGGUUUGAUGGAACAUAUGCAGAGCUCUGUAAAAAUGUGGUGCUGAAGAAAGCAAUAAUGGAAGAUAUGGUGCAGUUAGGGAAGGAAAGUGGACUUCAUUCGUUUGAACAGGUUAAAGCGGUUUACAUCCACACUGAAAUGUUCUCUGUACAAAAUGGCUUGUUGACACCUACAUUAAAAGCUAAGAGACCAGAGCUGAGAGAAUACUUCAAGCAACGGAUAGAAGAACUUUAUUCAAGCAUCUCCAUCUGAUACCACGGGAAGGUUCUUCAGAAUAAUGGACUCUGUAGUGAUAUUAGGAUAAUACUGAAAAGUGACAAGUUAGAAGGAUGCAGCUGAAAUGAAUAAGCAUCUGUUCUUUUUGUAAGAGCUUUCUGAGGUCUGAAGACACCAUUGCUGAGUAAUUCCUUUACCAUCUAGUUCUAGUUCCUCUCAUUGUAAUGGAUGCUCUAGAAGAUUGUUUUAAAACAUACUGGACAGCUAUUAAGUUCUUUACAUUGUACUCCUUAAAGUAUUUUACAUUCACAUUUUUUAUUAAUGACCACAGAAAUUCCCUAUUAAACGGGAAGGCAAAGCAGAAAUAGAUCUACCUAUUUUAUAUUACACUCCUCUGAACUCCUGACUGAUUCGAUAAUAUGAUGUAAAAGGUUUCCAGAUAUCUCUGUGGAUGGUUACCAUUAUGAACUCUUGAGAAAAAGGAACUUCUUGCCCUGGUUCACAGGUUGCCAUUGCAUGCCCAUACACCUUCCAUGUGCUUGUAUAGGCUUCCCUUUCAGUUGCAGUGGAAUGCAUAUAUGGCCCAGAACUCACUGCCACUAAGAUGUUACAGGAUAAGUGAGACAGAGACUAGUGGUCUACCUCAAACGUCCUUUUGACUGACGAUCAAAUCUACAAAUAAGUCUUUUACCCUGAUCUAGAACUGAAAUUGUUGAUUGUUCUUAGAGGCAGCUGUUAUACUCUGCAAAAUGUACAUUGAAUUUACUUUGCUUAAUCAAUCCAUGAAAGAAAAUUGAUUUCAAAUGUAUUUUGUCUUAGACCAUGAGACAUGCUGGAUUAAUUGUAAUUUAGAGAAAUAUUUUAGACAUUUAUAGGCCUUGAAUUCUUCGUAUUUCUUAGGGAGGAUAUCUCCAUUGCUAGACUUAAGGAUACUUUUAAAGAGAGAGAUUGAGGGUUGUGAAAUUAACAGGGCAAAGGCUUGCUCUUAAUAUUGCAUUUCAGCCAUAUUAAGAGAAGAAAUGGAGUUCUGACAGAGUUUCCUGCUUGGCCCUAUCUCAAAGUCAAGUAGUUUCCAGACAUUUAAGAUGCCAAGUCUCAAAAGCUAGGAGGCUAGCUUGGAGCCUAGAGUGAGGCCUCUUCAGGCUUCAGGGCUCCUUGAUGCCAGUCAUGGGAGCAUCAGCUGCUACUUCUGCUGACAACUUUCGCUUGUCACUGCUUUCCUGACUGGUCCUCACUUUUUAGACUUUCCAAUGCCCUGCAAAUUGAUCCCCUAGAAUAUCACCCUCAAUAAUUGAGCUUUGAUCAUUGCUUCCGCAGUGGCUUUCCUACUUUUAUUGUAUAGAUCUCUCUUGUGCACCACUGACAUUUCCAGCCAUCAGCAUUUUUCCUUGUAGAACUGCUUCAUCUGCAUAGGCACAUCUGAAUAACAUGAAGCCCAAGCUUCAAUGUAUUUAACUUUAAAAUGGAAAUUUGGAGUUGGGUGGAGGUGGAGGGACUGUGGAGGCACUAAAUGCCUGGUUUUUGCUUUUGCACAUGUGUGAUAUGCAGUAAGUUUGAUCCCUGAUUUCAAGUGUGAAGCCCAAGUCUCCUAAUGUCAUGUUAAGACAACAAAUCCGAAAGUUCCUGAAUGGUAUGGUUGGACUGCUGUGAUAUAAUCCUUGACUUGCCAUGAGAUAUUUCCCCAUUGUGAAACGAUUGCUUUAAAAUGCUGUCACUAGUUUCUCCUAGACUUUUAAGCUUCUUAAAUGUGGCAACAGAAAUUGGUGCCUUUCUGGUGCACCCAUUUAAUAAUUUACUUUUGCUAAAUAAAUGUUCAGGGUCUCA
Molecule: messenger RNA, 3931 nt
Organism: Eublepharis macularius
Lineage: Eukaryota; Metazoa; Chordata; Lepidosauria; Squamata; Eublepharidae
Gene: ACSL6
Product: acyl-CoA synthetase long chain family member 6
Exons: 21
Coding region: 35-2143 (702 amino acids)
Biological process (GO): long-chain fatty-acyl-CoA biosynthetic process; long-chain fatty acid metabolic process; very long-chain fatty acid metabolic process
Cellular component (GO): membrane; endoplasmic reticulum
Molecular function (GO): arachidonate-CoA ligase activity
Source: RefSeq, a predicted model, not a curated record